CUUGCGCACGCCCACCACCUCCCUCCUGACGACUGAGAGCACGCCGUGUGAACCAUGCAUCUCGCACCAUCCUCCCGCGCGGCCGCGAAACGCCUCGCAGGCUCUCUGCAGCGCGCGCGACCCCUAACUCUUGCUCGCACGGGGCCCGCGGCGCACCGCAGCUACUCGGCUACCCCAGCAGACCCUGUCUCGCCGCCGCCCAAAGGCAAGAGCUCGAGCGCGCCGCUUGCGUUCGCGCUCGGGGCCGCGCUCAGCGGCGGGCUCGCAUACUACCUCGCGACCCCCGGGCGCGACGAAGCGUCGGCACGGAAUCGCGCGGGCGCGGACUUGAACGCGCAGUACGGGUCGCCCGAGGACUUCAAGAAGGCGAUCGCGGAGCUGCGGGGGGUGUUCGCGGACGCGGACGCGGUCACGACGGACGUGGAGGACCUCGAGGAGCACGGGUUCUCGGAGAACGACUACCACCCGAGCUCGCACCCGUCGGUGGUGGUGUGGCCGGCGAGCACGGAGGACGUGGUGAAGGUGGUGAAGAUCGCGGUCAAGUACCGGAUGCCGGUCAUCCCGUACUCGGGCGCGACUAGCUUGGAGGGCCAUUUCCGCGCGCCUGCCGUCGGGGGCAUCUGCGUGGACGUCUCCAAGAUGGACAAUAUCAUCGAAAUUCAUGAGUCGGACUCGGACGUUGUGUGCCAACCUGGGCUGCGCUGGAUGGACCUGAACGAGAUCCUGAGGAAGAAAGGCAUUCCCUUGUUCUUCCCUCUUGAUCCAGCUCCCGGCGCGACUAUCGGCGGUAUGCUGAGCACGGGAUGCUCUGGAACAAACGCUGUGCGGUAUGGUACCGCUAAGGCAGAGUGGUUCUUGAACGCGACUGUAGUCCUGCCAUCCGGGGAGGUUAUCAAAACGCGGCGGCGCGCACGGAAGUCAUCCGCUGGGUUCGAUACAACGAAGCUCUUCAUCGGCGCCGAGGGCACUUUGGGAAUCGUAACAGAAGUUACUAUCCGUCUCGCCCCGCUACUCCCCACAAACGUCGCUGUAGUACAGUUCCCCGACGUGCGAAGCGCGACCGAAGCAGUCAUCGAAGUCGUGAACGCAGGAGUCGGCAUCCAGUGCGUCGAACUGUGCGACGACCAGUUCAUGCGCGCGACGAACAUCUAUGGGCAGUCCUCGCGCAAGUGGCCCGAAAAGGACAGCCUGUUCUUCAAGUUCCAGGGCCCGACGCCGCGCGCGCUGAAGGAAACUGCCGACAUCGUGAAGGCGGUCACCGCGAAGCACGGCGCGACCGGCUUUUCGCUCGCGCGCAGCGAUCAGGAGGCGCACGACCUCUGGAUGGACCGCAAGAACGCGCUCUACUCUAGUCUCGCGAUCCUGCCGGGCGCGCGCGGGUGGAGCACAGACGUUUGUGUCCCGGUGUCCCGGCUCCCAGAUCUGGUGUAUGAGACGAAGAAGGACCUCGAGGAGCAUGGUCUGCUCUCGACGAUCGUGGGGCAUGUUGGUGACGGGAACUUUCACGCGCUGCUCUUGUUCCGGAACGACCAAGAGCUGGAGGAUGCGCAUGCCGCAGUCGACCGAAUGGUGAAGCGCGCGAUCGCCCUCGACGGCACAUGUACGGGAGAGCACGGUGUCGGCAUGGGGAAGCGUGCCUACCUAUACGAGGAGCUCGGCGAGGGCACUGUAGAACUCAUGAAAACGAUCAAAAACGCCGUAGACCCACUCAACCUGUUCAACCCAGGAAAGCUAUAUCCGGAGAAGCGCGACAGCUCGGAGCGCGGUCAUUGAGGGGGGAGCGGUAUGCCUAUGUGCAGUAUUGGUUUACAUGAGUGAUGUCGCAACACGGUGGGGGUAUAUAGAUUGCCACCUACCAUGUGCGUUAUAGAGCGAUGCCUCCUGUGUAGCGCAGGCGGAGACGAUGUACAGUACAUAAUCUAUGUCACUACGAUUU
Molecule: messenger RNA, 1936 nt
Organism: Trametes versicolor FP-101664 SS1
Lineage: Eukaryota; Fungi; Basidiomycota; Agaricomycetes; Polyporales; Polyporaceae
Exons: 14
Coding region: 55-1773 (572 amino acids)
Biological process (GO): lactate catabolic process
Cellular component (GO): mitochondrion
Molecular function (GO): FAD binding; D-lactate dehydrogenase (NAD+) activity; D-lactate dehydrogenase (cytochrome) activity
Source: RefSeq, a predicted model, not a curated record